This is a messenger RNA of Cadophora gregata, 2541 nucleotides long. RefSeq lists its product as uncharacterized. The transcript is spliced from 6 exons. Gene Ontology annotation, biological process: glucan catabolic process. The record is from RefSeq and is a predicted model, not a curated record. Gene Ontology annotation, molecular function: beta-glucosidase activity. Lineage: Eukaryota; Fungi; Ascomycota; Leotiomycetes; Helotiales; Ploettnerulaceae. Bases 1 to 2541 code for a protein of 846 amino acids.
AUGUCUCCGAUAAGACCAUCUCACGAGGAAGUCGACAUCAACCUGCUCCUGACCCAGCUUACUCUUGAUGAGAAAAUCUCAUUGCUCGCUGGAGCAAACGUUUGGGAAACAGUUCCCAUUGAACGCCUAAACAUCCCAUCUCUGAGAGUCACAGAUGGCCCAAAUGGAGCACGUGGUAGCCAAUUCUUCGAUGGGACAACAGCAGCUUGUUUCCCCGCGUGUGUCUCAAUCGCUGCAACCUUCGAUCGUGCUUUAACAAAACGGAUUGGCAAAGCACUCGGUCAGGAGUCUCAGACCAAAGGUUCUUAUGUGCUCCUUGGACCGACUGUCUGCUCUCAUCGUUCGCCUCUCGGAGGUCGUAACUUCGAAGCAUUCUCAGAAGAUCCCAUCCUUUCUGGUGUUCUUGCAGCGGAGUAUGUGAAGGGCCUUCAGUCUGAGCAUGUGGGAGCCACGAUCAAGCAUUUCUUGGGAAAUGAGCAGGACACCAGACGGUUCUCUGUCAAUGAGUUGAUAUCAGAGCGUGCAUUGAGAGAAAUCUACUUGCGGCCUUUCGAGAUAGUCGUCAAGACAUCUGAUCCCUGGUGUCUUAUGACUAGCUACCCGAAAAUCAACGGCGCCCACAUUGACACCAGUCAGGAAUUCUUGCAGAGGAUUCUUCGGCAGGAAUGGGGGUACUCGGGCCUGGUGAUGAGCGACUGGGGGGCAACCACCAGCACAGUUGAGAGUCUGAAUGCAGGCCUCGACCUCGAAAUGCCAGGAAAGUCCAAGUGGCGAGCUCUUGAACAAGUCAAGCCAGCCAUUGAAGCUGGUGAGGUGCCAGAAAGCACCAUUAAUGACCGUGCACAUGCCGUUCUGCGUCUUCUGAAGAAGACUGGCAAAUUCGGUGAGCGCAGGGCAGAUCUUCCAGAAACUGCCCAGGAUUUGCCUGAGCAUCGAGAUUUGAUUCGACAAGCUGGAGGAGAAGGCAUCGUGUUGCUGAAAAACGAGGCUAUUUUACCACUUAACAAGGGUCAACUCAAGAAGAUUGCUCUCCUUGGCCCUCUUGCAAAGCACGCUGCUGCCCAUGGAGGAGGCAGUGCGUCGUUAAAUUGCCAUUACAAGAUUUCCCCGUUUAAUGCCUUCUCUUCUCGCUUGGGGUCUGAUGUUGAUGUGACUUAUUCGAAAGGAGCUCAUAUAUUCAGGGUAUAUCCUGACAUGGAAGAAGACUGCAAGACUUCUUCCGGGAAACCAGGGUUCACCGCCAAGUACUGGAAGAACUCCACAUUCGAGGGCGAACCAUUCCAUACGGCGGAUUUUCCUCGAGGUUCUUUCACAACCCUCAUGGACACCGCAGUCGAAGGCAAACUUGGUGUCCGAUUCACAACAACAUACACACCAUCUAGCUCGUCAAGCCCAUAUCUAAGCUUCAGCACAAUGGGACCAUCGAAAUUGUUUAUCGAUAGUGUGCUCCUCUUCCAGCAAAACAAGCCUACUAAAGAUUCGAUGUCUUUUCUUCUGGGCGUGCAGGACGAGCUCCAGUCUCAGUAUGAAUUCAAAGCUGGCAGGUCUUACGAAAUUCGCAUUGACACAAUUCCGUCCCCCGAACCAAACGGGGAGCUCUACCUCCUCGACGGCCAAAUAGCUGCUCAUCUCGGCUUCAUCUCACAAGCGGAAAUGGAACUUGAUGUGCUCUCAGAAGCUACCAAACUCGCAGAAGAGGCAGACAUAGCCAUAGUUUUUGUUGGUAACAACGCGCAGUGGGAAACGGAAGGCCAAGAUAUGAACGACAUGAAUUUGCCCGCAAAUGGAUCUCAAGAUCGGCUUGUUGCAGCGGUAGCGGCAGCUAAUCCUCGUACCAUCGUAGUGAAUACGACGGGUGUUGCUGUCACAACACCAUGGCUUGACUCCGUUCCAGCAUUUUUGCAAGCUUGGUACGCCGGACAAGAAACGGGAAAUGCUAUCUUCGACGUCCUGUUUGGGGAGGUAAAUCCUUCUGGCAAAUUGCCAAUCUCAUGGCCAAAAGAAUACGAACAUACAGCUGUGUAUGGAAAUUUUGGCAUGGAUAGCUAUGAGUCCAGGCAAGUCGAAUAUGUGGAGGGUAUUUUCGUCGGAUACAGACAUUUCGAUAGAAUGUGGGGUACCGAGAAGGAAGUGCGGUGGCCGUUUGGCUUUGGCCUGAGUUAUACGACCUUUGAACUCACCAAUGCAGGGGUCGAUGGUAGUUUUGAGGAUCUAAACGGGAAUGGAGUGGUCAUAACUGCUGAUGUUGCCAACACUGGGAAGGUUGCAGGUGCCGAAGUUAUUCAAAUGUAUAUCCUCUCACCUAAUUCUGGGUCAGAGGAGCAUCCAAUCAAGUGCCUUGCUGGAUUCGAGAAGAUCAGAUUAGAGCCUGGCAGGAAACAGAGCAUAUCUAUCAGGCCGAGUGCUCAGCAGGCAGCUUACUGGCAUGCUGAGACAAGGAAGUGGAAGGUACAGGCUGGAGAAUAUAGACUCUGGCUGUCGACGAGCUCGAGUCCCGAUGACAAGAAAGCCAAUCUCAGUCUAAAAAUAUUCCCGGACUAA